Messenger RNA from Homalodisca vitripennis (glassy-winged sharpshooter), 438 nucleotides. RefSeq names its product thioredoxin domain-containing protein 15-like. The annotation marks the transcript as partial. Gene Ontology annotation, biological process: cilium assembly. Gene Ontology annotation, cellular component: cilium. The record is from RefSeq and is a predicted model, not a curated record. The transcript has 2 exons. Lineage: Eukaryota; Metazoa; Arthropoda; Insecta; Hemiptera; Cicadellidae.
UUUUGUCCCAGUUUUAACACCCAGUAUGGGAUUGUGGGAGUGCCGACCGUCAUGCUGUUCCACAAUGGUCGUCCGGCAGCUAAGUUUAAUGACAGUGAAUAUACACUUGAGAUGUUCUCAAGAUUCAUCACCAGGCAUACAGGUAUUUUGCCAGAGGAGAAGAUGUUUGUGACAUCCGCUGAUUUCGGCGGACCAGUGGGUUCUGUGGUGGCCAAGGAGACGGACUACUGGCUAGGUCUCGCUUGGCUGGUGAUCGCUGUGGUGGGGGGUGUGGGCGUGGCCAAGUCUCGGAUGUGGCACAAUAUCGUGGAGGCAGUGCAGGAUUUAUGGCGAGAGACGGAAGCACAGCAUUUCCACAAUGAAUGAUACGGCACAUAGUUGUAUAUAAGUUCCUGUACAUUAUUUUAGCUGAUUUUUGCAAUAAAUGUGAUUUUGUAA